AUGGUCGUUGCCGACAAAACGAAAGGGCAAGUUUUCAUCAAACAGUCAAAUGAUCAGCUCAUGCAUUUCUGCUGGAAGAACAGAGAAACAGGAGCCGUGGUUGAUGAUCUCAUAAUAUUUCCGGGAGAUACAGAAUUCAAGGAAGUGAAGGGAUGUCCUGACGGCAAAGUGAAUGAUGCUCUUAAUAAGCCACCAACUACUCGUGCUACCGCUCGAGGAGGCUCUUCGGAACGAACUACUGGAGGGUUGUCAACAGCUAAUUUAGCGGGCCUCAGUGGCAGUGAGGAACUAGGGGCACUCGGAGGACUCGAUCAGCAGCAACUGAUGCAGCUCCUACAGUUUAUGAAUCAGGCUGCUAACACCUUUGGCCAUGCCCUCUCUACUGGACAAAUGGCUCCUGUCUUAGAAAGAUUCGGUAUCAGCGAAGGGGCUGCCCAAGCAGCUGCUACCGGAAAUUUGCUGGAGUUUGCUAGAAAACUGACAGAAGCUGAACGUGGUCUUGAGGCUUCUCAACCAGCCAAUGAACCUGCUGCUAGCGCCAGUGUAGAAACGGCUGUUGAGAUGCAAGAUGAAGAUGCUGAGGAACCCGUCAAGGAGCCAGAACCCAAGCGUGGAAAAACUGAAGAAGAUGAGAUGGAUUUGGACUAA
Molecule: messenger RNA, 648 nt
Organism: Ostertagia ostertagi
Lineage: Eukaryota; Metazoa; Nematoda; Chromadorea; Rhabditida; Trichostrongylidae
Source: the annotation of a GenBank genome assembly